Messenger RNA from Cucumis sativus (cucumber), 1226 nucleotides. RefSeq lists its product as uncharacterized. Gene Ontology annotation, molecular function: ATPase activator activity; protein-folding chaperone binding. The transcript has 6 exons. Lineage: Eukaryota; Viridiplantae; Streptophyta; Magnoliopsida; Cucurbitales; Cucurbitaceae. Bases 393 to 998 code for a protein of 201 amino acids. Gene Ontology annotation, cellular component: cytosol. The record is from RefSeq and is a predicted model, not a curated record. Gene Ontology annotation, biological process: positive regulation of ATP-dependent activity; protein folding.
UAAGAUUGGGCCCUUUUAAGAGGCUUAAAACCCUAAAACAAGGCCAUUUUGCACAACCAAACAAAAGAUAGUGCUCACAUGGGCCAUCAUCUCAAAAGCAUAGAUUCAUUACACAGAUCCGCGAGCUGAGCAGAACGUUCGAGAAAAGCCUGGUUGAAUCUCCUGCCAUUUAUUCAAACAAACAUCAACCAAACUUCCUCUUUCCUCCCUCUGUAAUUCAUAAUCUUCACGAAGCUUCCUCCGAAAACAGAUUGAUAGAGGUUUCAUCAUAGAUCCAUUCCUUUUCCAUUUCAGCAUUCAAAUUUCGCGUCAGGCGUUUGUUUGUUUGAAUCAGAUAUUGUAUUCUUGGUGAUCGGGAAGAUUGGAACAAGCUUUUCUUUAUUUGCUUCGUGAUGGAGAAUGGAGGAGCUGUUUCGUCAGAGACCCAACAAGGUGCGUCCUACACUUAUUGGGUUAGGGAAACGCGCCAAGAUGCAGCUCCACUUCCUGUUCCUCGCAAGCUUUCUGCUGAUGACAUUCUCGCUUCUCAAGCGUCUCAGCCUCCUACACUUGGCUCCGUCUGGAAUCGGGCUGGAACUUGGGAGGAGAAGAACUUGAAUAAAUGGGCAAGUGAUAGAAUGAAGGAGUUGCUAUUGUCAGUGGCCUCCUUGGAGUUCUCCAGUGGUAAAGCAGAAAUAGCAGAUGUGUCAAAAUGUGUUGGGGAUGCUUUUUUAGUGACCGUUCGUAACAAGAAACGUGUUGGUUAUACUUAUGAAUUGACAUUGAAAAUUAAAGGUGAGUGGACUAUAAGACAGGAGAAGAAGACCGUGAAGGGGCAUAUAGAUGUCCCAGAAUUCUCAUUCGGUGAGCUAGAUGACUUGCAGAUGGACGUGAGACUGAGCGAAGAGGAAGAUCUUCUGGGUGAGGAUAAGUUUCAGAUUUGCCAAGAUUUGAAGCGAUUUUUGCAGCCUGUUCGUGAACAGUUGCUUCAAUUCGAACAGGAACUCAAAGAAAGAUAAUAAGAAAAGGUUAAUUCUCAACAUUAAUAUGUACCAAUUGUUAUUGUACUCCAACGGUUGAUUGGCAAGAAUGUCUUAUUGGAUACCCUUUCAAGGAUCAUAAAUUAUAUGAACAAAGACCAUAUUUUAGGGCCUUUGAGGUGAUUCAAUUGUAAUGCAACUUAAUAACUUAAUUUGUUCGGGAACUUCUUAGAUUCUUCCAAUGUUUAACAUACUUGAGCUCCAUAA